UGCUUUUGACUGCUGCCCAUUUUCGAUUGACAGUGCACAAUAACCACAGUGAUGAUCAAAUAGUGUUGAAUCAAUUACAAUUCCAAAUUUAUUUGUUCUGUUUGUAAUGAUUCAAAAGUCUGCAAAGCCCGCAAUAUUCAAGAGAUUUCAAGGCGGAUUGAAAAUCUUUCUAUUUGUUGAAACAAUCGCAUUUUUCGGUUCCUACGGUGUUUGGUUUCGUAUGAAUAGAGACCAAGCGUUUCGCGGUUAUAUCGGUGAAAAAUUUCCAUCAAUUCUUGAAGGAUUUUAUCGAAUCGGCGAAAUUUUCGACAAAGACGCAUUGGCCCGUUUGCGUGAAGCAGAUUCAGCAACAUUUGCCGUAAAAAAAUCCAAAUAAAAUAAAUUCUCUCUUCAAAUCAAGACU
This is a messenger RNA of Contarinia nasturtii (swede midge), 403 nucleotides long. RefSeq lists its product as uncharacterized. The transcript has 2 exons. The coding region runs from base 107 to 376 and encodes 89 amino acids. The record is from RefSeq and is a predicted model, not a curated record. NCBI's taxonomy places the organism in Eukaryota, Metazoa, Arthropoda, Insecta, Diptera, Cecidomyiidae.